Loxodonta africana (African savanna elephant) is the source of this 4386-nucleotide messenger RNA. It is a transcript of the gene PARP10, whose product is annotated as poly(ADP-ribose) polymerase family member 10. Gene Ontology annotation, molecular function: transcription corepressor activity; NAD+ poly-ADP-ribosyltransferase activity; NAD+-protein mono-ADP-ribosyltransferase activity. Lineage: Eukaryota; Metazoa; Chordata; Mammalia; Proboscidea; Elephantidae. The transcript is spliced from 10 exons. Gene Ontology annotation, biological process: negative regulation of gene expression; protein poly-ADP-ribosylation. Gene Ontology annotation, cellular component: nucleus; cytoplasm. The record is from RefSeq and is a predicted model, not a curated record. The coding region runs from base 139 to 2694 and encodes 851 amino acids.
UCCCUCUCUAGUUCCCUCUGAGUUUCACUUUUGUUUCCAAGCGAAGCCUGCCGGCGAGCGAGACGGGACCCCGGGGCAGAUUCGGGAGCCGGGCUGCGGGCUGGGGACCGGGCGCAGAUUGGUGGGGUGUAUGUUGCGAUGGCGGAGGCGUCCGCGGCGGUGGAGGUCCGUGGGUUGCCUCCCGACGUGCCGGAUGAGCUGCUUACGCUCUACUUCGAGAACCGGCGGCGCUCUGGGGGCGGUCCUGUGUUGAGCUGGCAGAGACUUGGCUGUGGAGGCGUCCUUACCUUUCAGGAGUCCGCAGAUGCAGUGAGGGUCUUAGCGCAGGGGGAACACGUGCUGCACCGGGCGCGGCUGAGCUUGCGGCCGGCCCCGCCCCGGGCCCCCGGGCGUCUGCUGCUGCAAGGGCUGCCCCCUGGUUUCGCGGCCCCGCGUCUGGAGAAGCAUGUGCAGGCUCUGCUGUGCGCAGCCGGGCUCCCAGAGCAGCCCUGCCGUGUCCUGGCCAGUCCUCGGCCGGACUGUGCGCUGGUCCAGCUGCCCACGCAGCUCUCCGAGGCAGAGGUUGGUGUCCUGGAGGAGGAGGCCCGAGUACUGGGCUUGGACGGCGCUGUAGUGACCCUGGCCCGCAUGCCCCAGGCCCGAGCGGUGCGGGUAGUGGGGGGCACACCGGCCCCAGACCCGCUGCUGCUGGAGCUGUAUCUGGAGAAUGAGCCCCGCAGUGGUGGGGGGCCGCUGGAAGACCUGCGCAGCCUGCCUGGGGCCCUGGGCAUCAUCGUCUCCUUCCAGCAGUGGCAGGCGGCUGAGCGGGUGCUGCAGCGGGACCACUGGCUGCAGGACUCUAAGCUGCACCUCAUCCCCCAUUAUGACAUCCUGGAACCCCAGGAGCUUGCCAAGGACACCUGUGAAAGGGAUUGCCUGGCCCAGCUGUGUCCUGAGGCCUCUGAGCACACACUCUUGGAGGCUGGAGGGCCGACGAGGGUUCUGGAGGGCCAAGGAGCUCUGACAAUGACAGACCCUGUGGAGGCACCAGGGCAAUCAGAGACCACUCUGAGGCUGGGGCCCGUGGAGCUGCUGGGGCAGGAGGGGCCACUGAGCCAGGGACUCGUGGGGUCUCCAGGUCAGGAGGAGCCCAUGAGCCUAGGACCUGUGGGGUCUGUGGAGCAGGAGGGGCCUGUGAGUCUAGGAUCUGUGGGGUGUCUGGAGCGGGAGGGGCCUGUGGGCCUGGGACCUGUGGGGUCUCUGGAGCAGGAGGGGCCUGUGCACCUGGAACCUGUGGGAUUUCCAGGUCAGGAGGGGCCUGUGGGCCUGGGACCUGCGGGGUCUCUGGAGCAGGAGGGGCGUGUGGGGUCUCCGGAGCCGAGGGGUGCGGUGGAGACGGUGCUGUCGAUGGAGCCCGGGGCGCUGCGCUUCCUGCAGCUCCACCACCAGGACCUUCUGGCGAGCCUGGGAGAUGUUGCCCUCUUCCCCCUGGAAGGGAUGGAUGUGACUGGCUUUCGGCUCUGUGGCGCCCUGGCCCCGUGCCAGGCGGCCGAGGAGUUUCUUCGGAGCCUGCUGAGCAGUAUUAGCUGUUACGUGCUGAGCCUUAGGCACCCGGGCAGCGCGAGCUUCCUGUUGGGCCCGGAGGGACAGUGCCUCCUUCGGGGACUGGAAGCUCAGUUCCAGUGUGUCUUUGGGACAGAGCGACUGGCCAGGGCUGCCUUGGACAUAGGCCCUGAAGAGAUGGACCCCAUUGAGUCCCUCCAGGCCCACAUCCCAUUGCCCUCAGACAGUGCAGGCAGUGUCCAGGAGAACGUGAGCCUGGAGGAGGUCCGAGAGCUGCUGGCCACCCUGGAGGGCUUGGAUGGGGAGGAGUGGCUGCCCCUGGAGCUGGGGGAAGAGGAGCCUGAGAAGGAGCCUCCCCAGGAGAAGGAGGAAGCAGUGAGUUUGGGGUGCUCAGUGGAGGAGCCUGUGGCCCCCAACCCUGGGACUCUAGGGAGACUAGAGGAGGAGGCCGCACUGCAGCUGGCCCUCCACCGGUCACUGGAGCCGCGAGACAGCGUAGUUGAGCGGGAGGAGGCAGCAGCGUUGCAGCAAGCCCUGGCCUUGUCCCUGCUGGAGCAACCUCUGUUAGAGGCAGAAGAGCCCCCAGGGAGUGGGGCAGGCGGGCCGGCCCAGCUGGUGGUGCACUCAGCCUUCGAGCAGGACAUGGAGGAGCUGGACCGGGCACUGGAGGCUGCCCUGGAGGCCCACCUCCGGGAGGAGACAGUGGACUCCAGGGGCCGAGUGCUGUCUGCAGAGCUCUGUGCCCAGCUGGAAAAGUGCCAUGGUGUGAGCAUUGGCCUCCAUGAGGACUAUGCUGUCCUCCGUGGCUUUGGAGCCCAGCCAGCCCGUGCAGCCCGCCACUUCGCAGCGCUGCUGGCCUGCCCCUGGGAUCAGAGUGAGGUCUUUCCCCUGGCGGCCUCGGGCCCCUCCGCGCCUCAGCCGAGGCUGGAGGGCCCCUCCAACGGGGGGCUGGAGUGUCUGGCUGAGAGCUCCGAGGAGUUCCAGGAGGUGGUGCAGGCCUUCUAUGACACCCUGGAUGCUGCCCACAGUAGGAUUCGCAUUGUCCGCGUCUCCACCUCUCUACUGCAGGCUCCUCUCUCCCUGGGUCACAACUACCACCCACUCACUGCCCCCGACAAUCACCACCCACCACCACGCCCUUCCAGGAGAUGACCGCUGUGACUGAAUCCAGUGCUCUCCUUCUAGUUACGGACUCGGCAGCUGUCAGCUCUGCACUUUGAGAGGACAGACUCACUGCCCUCGUGUCAUCUCCUCCCUCGGUGGCUUUGUUAAUUAUACACAACUUGGUUCUUCUAGCUACACCUUUUCCUUCAUUUAACAACUUCAGAGACCGUUGCUGCCCGCCUGCACGUUUGCCCUUCGUUCUCUGGCAUCUCCCUCCCUACUCUGGGUCACAGUUUGGUCAUUUACAUUAUUUUUAUUACAUAGUCAAGUUUGCUAACUUUAUAUUCAGUAACUGUCGUGAGACCUCUGUGCUUUGGCCAUAGGCUGAUAAAUGAAAAAAACCCCUUGCCGUCGAGUAGAUUCUCACUCGCAGCGACCCUAUGGGACAGAGUGGAACUGCCCCAUCGGGGUUCAAGGAGCUGCUGCUGAAUUUGAAUGGUUGAUCUUUUGGUUAGCAGCCAAGCUCUUAGCCACUGUGCCACCAGUGCUCCGUAGGCUGAUGGAUGAUGAUAAAAUAUCUAUCAAAGAACUGUUGUUGGUUUUGUCAUGAGCUGCUGUCAGGACAGCCCCUGACUCCCGGUGACCCCAUGCUCGGACCUUUGUGCUGCACAGUCUCCACUGGCUGAUGUUCAGAAGCAGAUCACCAGGCCUUUCUUCCUAAUCUGUCUUAGUCUGGAAGCUCCGCUGAAACCUGCUGCAUAGAACAGCAACACGCAAGCCUCCACUGACAUCGCGGAGGUGGUUGCACAUGAGGUACAUCAUCUGGGAAUUGAACCUGAGUCUCCCACACAUUGUUGUCAGGUGCCGUCGAGUCAGUUCCGACUCAUAGCAACCCCAUGUACCACAGAACGAAACACUGCCCAGCCCUGCACCAUCCUUCCCAUCGUGGCUAUGCUUGCGCCCAUUGUUGCAGCCACUGUGUCGAUCCACCUCAUUGAGGGUCUUCCUCUUUUCCGCUGACCCUGUACUCUGCCAAGCAUGAUGUCCUCCAGGGACUGAUCCCUCCUGACAACAGGUCCAAAGUAUGUAAGACGCAGUCUCGCCAUCCUUGCCUCUAAGCAGCAUUCUGGUUGUACUUCUUCCAAGACAGAUUUAUUAGUUCUUCUGGCAGUCCAUGGUAUACUCAACAUUCUUUGCCAACACCACAAUUCAAAGGUGUCAAUUCUUUGAUCUUCCAUAUUCAUUGUCCAGAUUUUCCAUGAAUAUGAUGUAAUUGAAAAUACCAUGAAUUGGGUCAGGCACACCUUAGUCUUCAAGGUGACAUCUUUGCUUUUCAACGCUUUAAAAAGGUCCUUUGCAGAAGAUUUGCCCAGUGCAACACAUCUUUUGAUUUCUCGACUGCUGCUUCCAUGGAUGUUGAUCACGGAUCCAAGUAAAAUGAAAUCCUUGACAACUUCAAUCUUUUCCGCAUUUAUGAUGUUGUUCUUAUUGGUCCAGUUGUGAGAAUUUUUGUUUUCUUUAUGUUGAGGUGUAAUCUAUACUGAAGGCUGUGGUUUUUGAUCUUCAUUAGUAAGUGUUUCAAGUCCUCUUCACUUUCAGCAAGCAAGGUUGUGUCAUCUGCAUAACACAGGUUGUUAAUGAGUCUUCCUCCAACCCUGAUGCUGGGUCUUCUUCAUAUAGUCCAGCUUCUCAGAUUAUUUCCUCAGCAUACAGAUUGAAUAAACCAGACAGUAUCCCCUU